Molecule: messenger RNA, 1236 nt
Organism: Puccinia triticina
Lineage: Eukaryota; Fungi; Basidiomycota; Pucciniomycetes; Pucciniales; Pucciniaceae
Exons: 6
Coding region: 1-1236 (411 amino acids)
Biological process (GO): proteasome-mediated ubiquitin-dependent protein catabolic process
Cellular component (GO): proteasome regulatory particle, base subcomplex
Molecular function (GO): ATP hydrolysis activity; proteasome-activating activity; ATP binding
Source: RefSeq, a predicted model, not a curated record
AUGGGCGUCAAGGAGAGUGAUACCGGCCUGGCGCCCCCAAACCUCUGGGAUACAGCCGUCGAUCGAGUUCGGAUGAGCCAAGAGACAUCGUGCUUACAAGUCGCUAGAUGCACCAAGAUCAUCCGCGCCCCCGAUGCAAACGCCUCCCCCGAGGAUGAGGCUUCCAGACGAACCAACGGAAGACAACCCGCCGCCGCCGGGGCUGGUGGUAGGACGCUUCCCGGCGCUGGAAUGUCUCGUCCAAAUGCGGACGAGGAGGAUAAAUAUGUGAUCAACGUCAAACAAAUCGCCAAAUUUGUCGUCGGUCUUGGGGAGCAAAUGGCCCCCACAGAUAUCGAAGAAGGUAUGAGGGUUGGAGUCGACCGAAACAAAUAUCAAAUCCAGAUUCCACUCCCCCCAAAAAUCGAUCCCUCCGUAACGAUGAUGCAGGUUGAAGAGAAGCCAGACGUAACCUAUUCGGAUGUUGGAGGAUGUAAAGAGCAGAUCGAGAAACUGCGUGAAGUUGUCGAGACACCACUUCUCAAUCCUGAGAAAUUCGUGGCCUUAGGGAUUGAUCCACCCAAAGGUGUUAUGCUCUUUGGCCCACCAGGCACUGGAAAAACCCUUUGCGCGCGAGCGGUGGCCAACCGUACCGAUGCCACCUUUAUUCGGGUAAUCGGUUCAGAGCUCGUACAGAAGUAUGUUGGUGAGGGUGCUCGGAUGGUCCGAGAGCUGUUUGAAAUGGCACGAACCAAGAAGGCCUGUAUCAUUUUCUUCGACGAGGUCGACGCAAUUGGCGGUGCCCGACACGAUGACGGACAGGGCGGAGAUAAUGAAGUGCAGCGGACAAUGUUGGAGCUCAUUAACCAGCUGGAUGGCUUUGAUCCUCGUGGAAACAUCAAAGUCAUCAUGGCAACCAAUCGCCCCGACACACUAGAUCCUGCGCUUCUUCGGCCUGGGAGAUUGGACCGACGUGUCGAAUUUUCUCUGCCCGACAACGAAGGUCGAGCCAACAUUCUCAAGAUCCAUGCGCGAUCGAUGUCAAUCGAACGAAACAUCCGAUACGAGCUCAUCGCCAGGUUGUGUCCUAACGCGACCGGGGCCGAGUUGCGCUCGGUUUGUACUGAGGCGGGUAUGUUUGCCAUCAGGGCGCGGAGAAAAGUGGCAAAUGAGAAGGACUUUCUCGAUGCGGUUGAGAAGGUGAUCAGACAAGGAAGCAAGUUUAGCUCGACUGCUCUGUACCAAAACUAUAAUUGA